This is a messenger RNA of Durio zibethinus, 2632 nucleotides long. RefSeq names its product exocyst complex component EXO70A1-like. Gene Ontology annotation, cellular component: exocyst. NCBI's taxonomy places the organism in Eukaryota, Viridiplantae, Streptophyta, Magnoliopsida, Malvales, Malvaceae. Gene Ontology annotation, molecular function: phosphatidylinositol-4,5-bisphosphate binding. Gene Ontology annotation, biological process: exocytosis. The record is from RefSeq and is a predicted model, not a curated record.
CCACACCAAAACACCCCUCAGAAAAUCUUAAUAGCAGAAAAUUAAUUAGCUUCAUCAUAGUCUCCAACAAGGCCCUUUCAUGGGCAACAUUUUGCUGACGUGGCAUAAAAAUUGCAAAAUAAAGUAAAUAAAAUGCCGGUCCCGGACCCAACCCCUUACACGUCUUUCCUUCAUAACUACUUCAAUUUUUGUCGUCGAACUCAAUGAGAGACAGAAAAACCGAAAAAAGCAACAAGGCAUCUUCCAUUCAGAUCAAAUCUCUCAAUAAUUUUUUUUUUUUAAAUUUCUGAAAUCAAAUAACGCCCCACCAGAAAGCACUCUCGUAGGCUAUCGUGAGAGGAAAAUGGGGGUACCGCAGGCAAUGGAGGCAUUGCGGGAGAGAGCAGCGCUAGUAAGAGAGUCGUUGCAGAAGAGCCAAACCAUAACGGAAAGCAUGGUCUCCAUUCUCGGUUCCUUCGAUCACCGACUCUCCGCUCUCGAGACCGCCAUGCGCCCUACUCAGAUACGAACGCAUUCGAUCAGGAUAGCGCAUGAGAAUAUUGAUAAGACAUUGAAAGCAGCUGAAAGUAUUUUGGCGCAAUUUGAUCUCACGCGCAAGGCGGAAGCAAAGAUUCUGAGAGGGCCACAUGAGGACCUUGAAAGCUAUCUACAAGCAAUUGAUCAGCUGAGAAGCAAUAUUCAGUUUUUCAGCAACCACAAAAGCUUUAAGAGUAGUGAUGGUAUUCUUAACCAUGCCAACAACUUGCUUGCAAAGGCUAUCUCGAAAUUAGAAGAUGAGUUUAGAGCACUGUUAACAAAUUACAGCAAGCCGGUGGAACCUGAUCGCCUUUUUGAUGGCCUACCAAAUUCCUUGCGACCAUCAGCAACAUCACCUGGGAAGCAAGGUGAUCAUGGUAGCAAGAAUCAUUCUGAAAACCAAAAGAACUUAGAAAAUGCUGUUUACAUGCCUCCGACUCUUAUUCCGCCCAGGGUUCUACCUUUGCUGCAUGAUUUAGCCCAACAAAUGGUUCAAGCUGGCCACCAGCAACAGUUGUUCAGGAUCUACAGGGAUACUCGUGCUUCGGUCUUGGAACAGAGCCUCAGGAAAUUGGGCGUAGAGAGACUUAGUAAAGAUGAUGUCCAGAAAAUGCAGUGGGAGGUUUUGGAGGCUAAGAUUGGGAAUUGGAUACAUUAUAUGCGUAUUUCUGUCAAACUACUCUUUGCUGGGGAAAAGAAAAUAUGUGAUCAAAUACUCGAUGGCAUUGAUUCUCUUAGGGAUCAAUGUUUUGCUGAAGUCACUGCAAACAGUGUAUCCAUACUGCUUAGUUUUGGAGAGGCUAUUGCCAGAAGCAAGAGAUCACCUGAAAAAUUAUUCGUUCUUUUGGAUAUGUAUGAGAUAAUGAGAGAACUACAGUCGGAGAUUGAAUUUCUGUUUGGAAGUAAAUCUUACAUUGAAAUGUGGGAAUCUGCUCAAAGCUUGACAAAGCGGCUAGCUCAGACAGCACAAGAGACCUUUGUCGAUUUUGAGGAAGCAGUUGAGAGAGAUGCCACCAAAACUGCUGUUCUUGAUGGAACUGUCCAUCCUUUGACUAGCUAUGUGAUAAAUUAUGUGAAGUUUCUAUUUGACUACCAAUCAACAUUGAAGCAACUCUUUCAAGAGUUUGAUGACGGUGAUGGUGAAGUCGAUGCUGAUGCUCAGUUGACUAAUGUAACUACAAGGAUUAUGCAAGCCCUACAGACUAACCUUGAUGGGAAAUCCAAGCAAUAUAAGGAUCCCGCAUUAACACAACUAUUUCUGAUGAACAACAUUCACUACAUAGUGAGAUCUGUGCGAAGGUCAGAAGCCAAAGAUUUGUUGGGAGAUGAUUGGGUUCAAAUUCACCGACGGAUUGUUCAGCAGCAUGCAAAUCAGUAUAAAAGGAUUUCUUGGGCAAAGAUCCUUCAGUGUCUCACGAUUCAGGGGGCUGCUCCACCAGGUGGUGGUGGCGGUGGUCUAUUGGGAGGUGACAGUGGCAGUGGAGUUUCAAGAGCAAUGGUGAAAGACAGGUUCAAGACUUUCAAUGUCCAGUUCGAGGAUCUUCAUUUAAGGCAAUCUCAGUGGACUGUUCCAGACAGUGAAUUACGGGAGUCCUUGAGGCUGGCUGUUGCUGAAGUUCUCUUACCCGCCUAUAGAUCUUUCAUUAAACGUUUUGGGGCUAUGAUCGAGAAUGGGAAAACCCCAGGGAAGUACAUUAGAUACACGCCAGAGGACCUCGAGCGAAUGCUAAGUGAAUUCUUUGAGGGCAAGACAUGGAACGAACAAAAGCGAUAAAUGUUUUUGUGACAAUCUGUAUUCAUUGUUGUUAAAAAAUUUAGGUGCCGAUGAAAUGGAGUUUUCAACCAUUCAUUUGUAGAAUGAAGAGGUAAAAUAAUAGGCCAGGUUAUGCAUUCUUUUCUUUUCUUUCUGCAAGGGUUGCUUCAUUCUUCAUGUGUUGUGGGUGAAAUAUGUAGAGUUGUUAUUGGGGCAGUGAUGCAGCAACACAAGACAGGAAGAACGGAAAGGAAAAGGAGAGGGGGAGAUAAGAGGAGAAACAUAGGACUUUGAUUUCAAUAUAUCCUAAAUAAUAAUAAAAAAAAAACAAAUAUUUAAUGGCGUAAAAGUGUACUUGUCCUA